CAUUCCCUCCGUGUGUCCCCCAGUUUUUCCGGGUCCCCCCAUCCCCCCUUUUCCCGCUCCUCCCUCCCUAUGGACUUUGUCCCCAACGUGGCUGAGCUCUCCUCUCCCUCUCCAGCUCAGAGGGAUCCCCCAUUCCCACAGCGGUUUUGGGCUCAAUCCUUUGGGGGUGUCCCUUUUCGGAGUUGGGGGGGGGAAGAAUCCCUUCCAGUGGUUGAGAGGGAACCACACAACGAUGGCGGAGAUGAUCCAAUUGGACCAUCCUGGCUCGGACGUGGCGGAUGCCGAAGCGUUCCUGCUGGAAGCCCUCCAAAUCCUCUUGGAUGAGGGUGUGCGGAAGGGCACCGACGCCACCCAAAAGGUGUGUGAGUGGAAAGAGCCGGAGGAGCUGCGGGAGCUGCUGGGCCUGGAGCUGCGCGACCAUGGCGAGAGCCGCCAGAGCCUCCUGCGCCGCUGCCGCCUCGUCCUGCGCUACAGCGUCAAGACCGGUCACCCCCGAUUCUUCAACCAACUCUUCUCGGGUUUGGAUCUCUUCGCGCUCACCGGACGUUUCAUCACAGAGACCCUCAACACCAGCCAGGCCACCUAUGAGAUCGCUCCGGUGUUUGUGCUGAUGGAGGAGGUCCUUCUGGCCAAGCUGAGGGAGAUGGUGGGAUGGAGCGAUGGAGAUGGCAUCUUCGCCCCCGGAGGCUCCUUCUCCAACUUUUACGCCAUCAACGUCGCGCGGUUCCGGCGCUUUCCGCAGAGCCGCCGGACGGGCAGUUGGGCUCUGCCGCGCUUGGUCCUCUUCGCGUCCCAGGAGAGCCACUACUCCAUCCAGAAGGGCGCCGCCUUCCUCGGCAUCGGCACCGACAACGUCCGCCUGGUCGGCACCGACGCCAGGUUGGGGGGCGGCGCUGGGGACCCCGCGGCCCUCCCCGUCCCCGCGGCCACCUCCCUUUGUCCCCGUCCCCCAGGGGGAAGAUGGUCCCCGAGGAGCUGGAGAAGGAGAUCCAGAGGGCGAAAGCCGAGUGGCACCACCGUUCUGGGCGCCUUCGACCCGUUGGGCGCCAUUGCCGACAUCUGCCAACGCCACAACCUCUGGUUGCACGUAGACGCGGCGUGGGGUGGCAGCGCCCUUCUCUCCGGAAAACACCGACACCUCCUGGAUGGCAUCGAGAGGGCGGACUCGGUGGCCUGGAACCCCCACAAGAUGCUGACAGUGGGGCAGCAGUGCUCGGCAUUCCUGCUCCGAGACUCCUCGGGUCUCCUCCAGCGCUGUCACGGCACGGGCGCCACGUAUCUCUUCCAACGGGAUAAGUUCUACGAUGUCACCUACGACACCGGAGACAAAACCCCACAGUGCGGCCGUCGCGUGGACUGUCUCAAACUUUGGCUCCUCUGGAAAGCCAUCGGCACCCAAGGACUCGCCCGGAGGGUGGAACGAGCCUUCGCCUUCACCCGGUAUUUGGCCGAGGAGAUGAAGAGGAGGGACGGCUUCCGGUUGGUGUUGGAGCCCGAGUUCAUCAACCUCUGCUUCUGGUUCGUCCCUCCCAGUUUGCGCGGACGGGAAGAUGACCCCCAGUACUGGUCCAAACUGGGAAAGGUGGCUCCGGUCAUCAAAGAGCGGAUGAUGAAGAAGGGCUCCAUGUUGGUGGGGUAUCAACCCCAUGGCCCUCACGUCAACUUCUUCCGCCAAGUGGUCACCAACCCUGUGGUCACCAGAGCCGACCUGGACUUCUUCCUCGAUGAGAUCGAGAGGCUCGGGGAGGACCUGGGGGGGACCCCCCACCCCCCACCCCACCCAGAACCCUCCUCAGACCCAUAACUGGUCCCAUCUCCACCCAGAACCCUCCUCAGACCCAUAACUCGUCCCAUCUCCACUCAGAACCCUCCUCAGACCCAUAACUGGUCCCACCUCCAUCUGGAAUCCUUCAUAGCCCCACAACCACCCUACACUCCAUCUGGAAUCCUCCUCAGCCCCAUAACUCGUCCCAUCUCCGCUCGGAACCCUCCUCAGCCCCAUAACUGGUCCCAUCUCCACUCAGAACCCUCCUCAGCCCCAUAGCUCGUCCCAUCUCCAUCUGUAAUCCUUCGUAGCUCCACAACCACCCUACACUCCACCUGGAAUCAUUUCCAGACCCAUAACUCAUCCCAUCUCCACCGAGAACCCUCCUCAGCCCCAUAACUCGUCCCACCUCCACCUGGAACCCUUCGUAGCCCCACAACCACCCCACACUCCAUCUGGAACCCUCCUCAGCCCCAUAACUCGUUCCAUCUCCACCCAGAACCCUCCCCAGACCCAUAACUGGUCCCAUCUCCACCCAGAACCCUCCCCAGACCCAUAACUCGUCCCAUCUCCACUCAGAACCCUCCUCAGCCCCAUAACUCGUCCCACCUCCACCUGGAACCCUUCGCAGCCCCACAACCACCCCACCCUCCCCCUGGAAGCCCUUCCCAGCCUGGAGGAACCGGAGCAG
Molecule: messenger RNA, 2456 nt
Organism: Cuculus canorus (common cuckoo)
Lineage: Eukaryota; Metazoa; Chordata; Aves; Cuculiformes; Cuculidae
Gene: CSAD
Product: cysteine sulfinic acid decarboxylase
Exons: 13
Coding region: 233-1804 (523 amino acids)
Biological process (GO): carboxylic acid metabolic process
Cellular component (GO): cytoplasm
Molecular function (GO): pyridoxal phosphate binding; sulfinoalanine decarboxylase activity
Source: RefSeq, a predicted model, not a curated record